CCAACAUCUUCCGAAAACAUUCGCUGUUGACGACGAAGAGCAGCCAGCCACACGGAAGGACUCCCACCACCACUACGUCUCUCACAACAUCUUCUGCACCCAGCAAAACGACGAGGAUGAGCUUGGCUGAAGUGUAUGCGAGCUGCUGCAAAGCACAGGGGAGUGCAGAGGAUGGCGCUGUUGCUGCAGCCAUGGGGAGCGUUGUGGAUCAUCGACUGAGCUUGAGGGGGAAAGGGUCGCUGCGGCCAGAACUGGGCAACAUCUGCAUCACGGAUGCAGCCCUCGGCCCCAUCUGUGAGGCGCUCAAAUCCAACUCGUCCGUGUUCUACCUCGAUCUCAGCUACAACCGCAUCACAGAUGCUGGCGCCGCCACCAUCAGCAGACUCCUUGAGACAAAUCACUCCAUUAUUUCACUUUCGCUCGACUGCAAUGAUAUCACCGAGAGAGGCGCAGACACCAUCUCCAAGAUGCUCCAGGUCAACUCCGCCCUCAAGAUCCUGAGCCUUCGAGGCAACAAGAUUGGGCGUGCAGGCAACCUGUCGCUCGCGUCUGUGCUGCAAGUGAACCAGACGUUGGAGUCGCUUGACGUUGGCGAGACUGACGCGGACUGUUCAGCCGUCAUUGCGUACGCUGCUGCACUUGCCGGAAACACUGCUCUCAAGUCUCUCAAUCUGGAUCGCCUCGUGUCAUUCACACAGCAAGAGGAAGGCACAGUGCACAUUGCUGAGAUGCUCAAACAGAACACGACCCUCACUUCCUUGUCCAUGCAAAAGCACGGAAUGACCGACUUUGGUGUUGGCCGCCUGUGCCAAGCGUUGAAAGACAACGCCACACUCGCAACGCUGGACCUGUCGUGCAACAAAAUCACGCGCGACGGUGCAGCAGAGUUGGGCCGCGUGCUGCAGACCAACACAUCGCUGCGAUCGCUGCAACUUAACAACAACAGUUUGGAGGAUGAGGGCGCAUCCAUCUUGAUGAAGGCCGUUGUCGGCACCAACAUUGACGCGCUUGGCCUGGCCUACAAUCGGUUGUGCGCGGAAGGCGUGCACGCGGUCGCUGAUGGGAUUCGUGCACAUUCACGUCUGACACGCUUAUCGCUUUGGGGCAACCCGGGCCUUGCCGGUACCACCGCAGAUGCAGACGCAUGCCGCGCGAUUGCGGGCGCCAUUGAUCGAUCCACGUCAGCGCUGCCGGACUUUGAGUCCAUCGACAUCCAAGCUUAUGUCGUGGAUGGGCGGGCACUCAUCUCACACCGAUGAUGAUCGCCAUUUUGGCGCUGAAACGCGCUCUGUGUGCGUGCGUGUGUGUGUGAGAGAGCGUUUGUAAGCGUGUAUGUUCAUGAGUGUUCAUGAGUGUGUGUGUGUGUGUGCCAGAGUAUAUGUUCAUCAGUGUGUUUGUAUGCGUGUGCCAGAGUGUAUGUUCAUCAGUGUGAGCUCGUUUGGCUGUGCGCUUUGCUUUACACAGAGUGUCUCUGUGGGGGGAGUUGUAAAAGGGUAACAGUUUGUUUUGUGGAUGAACGCGCACAUUGGGCCACACUGUCGAAACAACAACAAUAGCAACAAUAACGACCACGGCA
Salpingoeca rosetta is the source of this 1576-nucleotide messenger RNA. RefSeq lists its product as uncharacterized. Bases 117 to 1259 code for a protein of 380 amino acids. Gene Ontology annotation, molecular function: protein binding. Lineage: Eukaryota; Choanoflagellata; Craspedida; Salpingoecidae. The record is from RefSeq and is a predicted model, not a curated record. The transcript has 8 exons.